GAUGGAACGCGCUGCACGCAUAGCUCUGGACUCUUAGCCCCGCGAGGCCAUAACUGUGAACUUGUGCCGCGCAUAUGAGCAUCGACGCGCCGACGCAUAAAGAGGCGAGGGCGUGAGCGAUUUUUGUAAUUACUUAUAUCGGCCACGAUUCUGGCCUGCGUGUACGAUGACCGCGCUGUGCAAACACACGGCGCAUGCCUCGCCGCGCGGUUGGAUAGUGAAAUAUGCUCGAUACCGCAUUCCGGAUCAAUAAUGCCUCCUCUAUAUACGACGGGUUAUGAAGUUCACGGGAGUAACGUACCCGUACGAAAUCAAUUAGUUUGUAGAGUUUUAUAGUUUGACGACUAUUAUUGGCAUCGGCCCUCCCUGAAUUUCACUACAUCAAUUCGUUGCGCUAUAGUUUAUUUCCAACACAUCUUCGUCCCAAAUGCGAUUAAUUUUCUACAAUUUUGUAUAAAUGAUAUGAUCGGUGAAAAUACACUGCGAGUGCGGCUCUCUACAAAGGACUUAACUGCAUAUUCAUAAGAUAUGGGCCGGGCUACUGGAUUGAAUUUAAAUUUUUCUUGGACUACUUAUAGCAUAUUAUGUGACUCUAUUUGAACCGUCUACAUAUUAUUAUGUAGGUCAAAUUUGAUCAAUUUUUCGCGCUAUAGUUUAUUUUUGAUUUGAUUGAAAUUCAAUCAACUAUUCACUUACAGCUCACCUUGAAGAUGCAACCUUUGAUAUUAUUUGUUACUUUUAUCAAACGAUCCCAAAUGAUUGCGGCACGCGAAAAUAACGGGAUGCAAAGUAGUAGACACUCGGCAAGACUAUUAUCUUGUAAGAUUUAGUAAUCAACGAAGCGCAGUGCUUCCCUUCCUCUCUCGCAUACCUACGAAGAGAGGCAAAUACAUUAUGUGCGGUGUUUGCCCUGAAACUUGUCUUGUUGAUAAAAGCCGCGCGUUAUCAGAUGCACGAACUAUGGUUUCGAAAAUGAUCAAGAUAAAUAUAACAAUAACUUCGUUCACGCAUUUUCGCAUAACGAUAUGGAAAAGCCGCUUUGAAAUUAACAGCUAUAUUAUAAAUUUCAAUCUUUAUAAUUCUCGGGGAUGAGACAAAGUAUGAAAAUGAAACGUACGUAAAAUGUUAAAUCUUACGCAACUCCCGGAUGCCACUCCCCACCUGCUGGCGUCGGAGAAUCUAUGCUACGAUGCGUUUUUACGAAAUACACUCUCACGUGCACGCUGAAAGUUUAUACACGCAUAUAAUACAGGCAUGUAAAAGAGAGACUGCGCUGCACUAGCAUAUAGCGCGGACUUUAGAUAAGCAGUGCAAAUUUGCUUGGGGGUCCCUGCGCUGCAUCGCAGGCUCUCGGUGGAAAUGUGCCGCGCGCUCACUGUGCAAACACGUCAGAUGCGGGAAAUCGGCUUGUAUCUGCUCGUCGUCGCCAGGCGAAGCGCGCCGCGGCGAAAAAAUCUCCCCUCGGUCGUUUACCCGGGUAGGCGCCUCCAAGAGCGCGAUAUAAAUUCGCGGACGAUGGCCUCCUCGCGAGCACUGUUGCGCCGUAGUUCCAGCCGCCAUCACGAUGGACUCGAGGGCCUGCCUCGUCUUCCUGCUGCUGCAACUGUGCAUUCUGGGAUUCGGGUGUGCCGAAGCCACGAUCGGUCGGCACCAGCACGACAGCAAUGCCAUACCCAGUGUCGCGCAAGCUGCCGAGAAGGAGCACAAGCUACUGAUCGAAUGCCAGAACUCGGACUACCGAACGUACAUCAAGUGCCUGAAGCGCGAGAAGAGACAGCAUGCUCAUCCUUCGGGAAACAUGAGAUGCCUCGACGAGUGCUUGUCCGUGGACUAUAACUGUACCACUCCGACUUGCAUAAGAGACUGCCACUCUCACUGCAAGAAGCGUUACAUCGAGACUUAUUCCAAGACCGUGGAGACGUCCUACGACUGUACUGACGAUACCUGUACAGAGAACAAGGGAUCCAAUACUCCGAACAUCACUAAUAUCAUCAACAUCAAUCACAUUCCGGCCAAUUGUACGAAUGGCAAUAGAAAGUCUAGUAAAAACGACACUGAUAGUAACAACAGCAUUAAUAGUAAUAAGGACGACGGUGAGAAGGUUAGUCCAAGCAACGGAACGAGCUCAUCCAACUCAGUUAUGCCAAGAAUCGAUAUUCACAAUCAGAUCAUUAAUAAUCCAAGCCAAGAUUGCGGUUGCCCUGGCUGCAAUUGUAAUUCGAUUUACAAUCAGUGGCAACCGAUGCCGCAAAUUACAAUUGGCUUCGGUGGUGGACCAACCGGAGGCUGUAUGUUCGCCACGGCUUGGCCAUGCUUCCCGAGAUAUCCGACGCCGCAAAUCGAUUGCUCGAUAUGUAUCAAUCCAUUCUUGCGGUAUCGAUGCGACCCCGGAUGCUACCCGGAUCCAAAUGCAAUAAAUCGACGUGGCACCAACGGUUUUAACACCACUGCUCAGAGCGCCACCCAAAAACCCACUCCAGCACCUCUGCCGAACACCUAUCCGAGAAGGUCUUAGCGAAGUAGCGGAGUUCGAGAGAAUGAAAAAGAAAGGUUUUUAACGCCCAUAGACCGAUUCGUGUGUAAUAUAUUUUUUGUAAAUUUAAGUAAUGUAUUUGUAAAAAAUACAUUUGCAAUUGUGUGAUAAAAAAU
Molecule: messenger RNA, 2649 nt
Organism: Nasonia vitripennis (jewel wasp)
Lineage: Eukaryota; Metazoa; Arthropoda; Insecta; Hymenoptera; Pteromalidae
Exons: 5
Coding region: 1565-2515 (316 amino acids)
Source: RefSeq, a predicted model, not a curated record